Molecule: messenger RNA, 1980 nt
Organism: Yarrowia lipolytica CLIB122
Lineage: Eukaryota; Fungi; Ascomycota; Dipodascomycetes; Dipodascales
Biological process (GO): transmembrane transport
Cellular component (GO): membrane
Molecular function (GO): transmembrane transporter activity
Source: RefSeq, a predicted model, not a curated record
AUGGUUUUUGGACGAGAAAAAGACGACUCUGAGGGUAUCGAACAUGUGCCCUCCCCCCAAGACAACCCGUCAGAUCAGACGUCAGACAUCAUCGCUCUGAACGAGAAGGCUUCUAAUGAACAUGAUGAUCUCCCCACUAUCCCCAAACCCGAGGGAGAUGCCCCAGUCAACUCUGAACUGGACCCCGACAAUCCGCUGAUUCGAUACAGUCGCGCUGAGCUCCUCGAGAUUGCCACCCAGUUUGCGGUGGAUAACGACCUUGCCGACAAAGCGGAAGCAUUCAGAAAGGGCGCCCUAGUGGCCCAAGACCCUUCCGGUUUCGAGAACAUCGACAUACUUGAUGACGACGACAGAUACUGGCUUAACCGUGAGAUCACCAAUAAGUGGGAUCAUCCCAUGAAGGUUUACUACCUUGUUGUGUGCUGCUCCUUGGCUGCUGCUGUCCAGGGUAUGGAUGAGACUGUUAUCAACGGCGCCAACAUCAUUUUCCCUGCUCAGUUUGGUAUCAAGGAGGAUUCCGGUGUUGUGUCUCGAAAGAGUUGGCUGCUUGGUCUUGUCAACUCUGCUCCUUAUUUGUGUUGUGCAUGCAUCUCGUGCUGGAUGACUGACCCUAUCAACAAAGUACUUGGCCGAAAAUGGACAGUGUUCUGGACCUGUUUCUGGGCCGGAGCCACCUGUUUCUGGUCUGGUUUCGUCAACACCUGGUGGCAUCUGUUUAUUGCCCGGUUCUUCCUGGGAUUCGGUAUUGGUCCCAAGUCCGCCACAGUUCCCGUGUACGCUGCCGAGUGUGCUCCUCCCAGGAUUCGAGGUGCCAUGGUUAUGAUGUGGCAGAUGUGGACUGCUUUUGGUAUCAUGAUGGGCUAUGUUAUGGAUCUUGCAUUCUACUACGUCAAGGAUAGAGGAACUAUUGUCGGCCUAAAUUGGAGACUGAUGCUUGGUUCUGCUUUGAUUCCUGCUCUUCUGGUCUGUAUUUUUAUUGUCAAAUGUCCUGAGUCUCCCAGAUGGCACCUCGCUCGAGGAGAGAUCCGAAAGUCGUUUGAGUGCAUGCGAGAAAUUCGACACACUGACAUACAAGCCGCUCGAGAUACCUUCUACGCCCACGUUCUUCUGAUCGAAGAGAACGAGAUGAAGAAAGGAAAGAACCGAUUUGUGGAGCUCUUUACCGUUCCUCGAAACCGGCGAGCAGCCUGGGCUUCUUUCAUUGUCAUGUUCAUGCAGCAGUUCUGUGGUAUCAAUGUUAUUGCCUACUACUCCUCCAACAUUUUCAUGGAGUCUGGUUUUGGUGCUAUCCAAGCUCUUCUGGCUUCGUUUGGUUUUGGUGCUAUCAACUUUGUGUUUGCGUUGCCAGCUGUUUACACUAUCGACACAUUUGGUAGACGGGCACUAUUACUGGCGACCUUCCCUCUGAUGGCUAUAUUCUUGCUAUUUGCUGGUUUCUGUUUCUACAUUGGCCAGAACGAUCCCACCCACUCUCAUGCUCGUGUCGGUUUAAUUGCUCUAGGUAUCUAUCUCUUCUCAGCAGUUUACUCCUGUGGAGAAGGUCCAGUGCCCUUCACCUACUCGGCUGAAGCCUUCCCUUUGUACGUUCGAGAUUUGGGUAUGUCGUUUGCCACCGCCGUUUGCUGGCUCUUUAAUUUUGUUCUAGCCGUCACGUGGCCCUCUCUCCUGGCAGCCUUCACUCCGCAGGGUGCCUUCGGAUGGUAUGCUGCGUGGAAUGUUGUCGGAUUCUUCUUGGUCCUGUGUUUCUUGCCCGAGACCAAGAACCUGACUCUGGAAGAGCUUGACAAGGUCUUCAGUGUCCCCACCCGAGUCCACAUGAAGUACCAGUUCAACGCCUUCAAAAUCAACAUUCAGCGAACAAUAUUACGAAAGGAUGUGCCCAAGCCUCCUCCGCUCUAUGCCCACGAAGCCGGUAUUGGUGGUACUUCUCACUGGAGCUCCAAGCCUCAGCCCAACGCGAACACUGCCGAGUUCGUUUAA